This is a messenger RNA of Sabethes cyaneus, 5578 nucleotides long. RefSeq names its product maestro heat-like repeat-containing protein family member 1 (gene c11.1). The record is from RefSeq and is a predicted model, not a curated record. Bases 248 to 5398 code for a protein of 1716 amino acids. The transcript is spliced from 9 exons. Gene Ontology annotation, cellular component: cytoplasm. NCBI's taxonomy places the organism in Eukaryota, Metazoa, Arthropoda, Insecta, Diptera, Culicidae.
GUGCAUAAACAGCAAAAAAUAUCAGUAAAGGAAAACAGGUGAAUUCUUAUCCGUUAUUUCAGUAAUGAGACUGAAAUUGUGAUAAAAGUAUUCCUCGAUUGUGGUUUGUUGUCCGUGCAUUUAUCAUUCAAAGUGCUACGAUUUCAGUGUUAAGUAGAGCUGGAUUUUAAUUUGGAUACUUGAAAGUUUUUUUUAAGAGAAAUUUCCAGUAUUGCGACGCAGUUUACAGUCGACUGCUAAUCGCAUUAUGGAUGCAUCAAACGACGAAAAGAAGCCAACCGCAUCGAUCAAGCAUGACCAGCACUUCAUCGCAAUCGUUAACGGUCUACUGGACAGUUUGGGAGAGAAGGAUGAGGCGCUGCGGAACAUGACGGAGGCAUCGCUGAUAAGGAUUGCCAAACGGCGGCAUGACGAAAUCGUAGAAGUAUUCUGUGAGUACCGCAAGAAGCAUCCCAAGCUUGGCGAUAUGCAAGCAGCAAUCAUUCUGAGAGUAAUUGAGCACGUAGUUAUUAACCUAAUGGACAAAAUCAGCCACGACACAGCCAGCAAAUGUGUGGAAUACAGUGUAAAUGAAAUAACGCGCUCGCCUGAUCAACAAACAUUGGUCCAGGCACCGUGCCGGGAGAUUCUAGUUUCGGUAGGCAGGCGUUUCUGCAAGGACGUAAUGGAUGCUUUGACAAAACAUGUCGAGCAACACCAGGUGGCCCAUUUCAUGAUAUUGUACUCCAUGGGCUCGCUGGCAACGGCUAAUGUAAUGGACUCCAUUCCACUGAUAAAACCAAUAUUAGGAUACAUUCUACCGACUCUUUCAUCGAUCAAGCAGGACUACAUCCGACAGUCGUAUGCCUUCGCAAUUGGACGGUUCUGCGAAGCUUUUUGUGAGUACAAGGAACAUCAGCGUUUACAUCCGAACGAAGAGACGCCAAUGAAAACCGGAGUUCCAUAUGAAAUAUGUGACGAAGUGGGUAUAGCAUAUGAAUUAUUCCAGAUUCAGUGGCUUUCUUCGCGAGAACCAAAAGUCUCGUAUGAGGUGCUUAACGCACUCUCUUUCAUGUACCCACUUUUGUCGGUAGAAAAAAUAAACGAAGGCUUAUUGAAGGUAAUUCCAAGCACAUUAGCCUUAUAUCGUCGCAGUGUGGAUCGAAGCGUGGUGACGCAAUAUUUGGCGGCUAUCAUCAAAACGGUUCAAUCUCUCAAUGCUGAAAUGUUGUCCGAAUCAGACACAAUAAUAGCAACCUUAUUUGACUUGGUAUGCGUUAAUCCCGAUUAUGAGAAGCCACAAACGGUUAAAGGCCACUAUGAAGUUCUUCGUUGCUUUGAUCUGAUGGCCAGCAAUUACGGUAAAAAGAUCAUCGCCAUUUUGCUGUUACAUUUGCGUAGCAACAAUGAACGGGAAAGAAUAAAGUCACUUUUGGUUCUCACUCAUCUUACGAACACAUCCGAACAAAUACUUCACGAGGAACAGGAAGAAAUCACUACAAUUCUUAAAGGCAUGCUUACUACUGAGCGAUCAAUCAAGCUCAAAAUGGUGUUACUGAAAACAAUCGUGGCCUUUAUGCAAAGGAAUCUUGUGCAUGAAAAGGAGUUUGUCAUAUUUCUGAUUCGGGGAAGCUGUCGAUUGAAUAAAUUCAACAGUGAAAACGGCAGCUCUGAAGAAUAUCAGGAAUUUGUGACAGCCUGCAACAACACAAUGUACAUUCUGUCGACAACGAUCGGAACAAUGGAUGAUAUUCUAAAGAUGGAAUUAUUGCAAAGCUUUUUAAGAUUAGAAUAUACCGAUAUCUGUAGCACAAUUGGUAAGUGUUUGGCUAAUCUGCUCGCCAAAGAUCCAGUUCCGGAACGACGUAAUCCUUUCGAUAGGGGUAUAACCGACGAAGAGGUUCGACCUCCGAGUGCCGUAUCCGUCUUUGUUCGUUCGUUGGCACUACUAGGUAAUUAUGACGAAACAACUCGCGUGCAAAACAUAUUAUCGUUUCUGAAAAGUUAUACGCCAAAUCUGUACAGACAUCUUACACCGUUAUGGAAUGAGAAAUUAGGACAAAUGCUGCAGGAUUUGCAAAUGGGAAGUAUGAAUCGCAAGCAGUACGACACUCUGCUAUUCGAAUUUAUCCAAGCCACCAUUAAGGAUGUUGAUGAAUUCGUUUUCAUUGAGGGUCUAAUCGCGGAGAUAUUUCAGCAGUUACCACUGUACCAGCCGAUAACACCAGGAGCGAUUCAAGUAGAUUUUAAGGUUCCUGCACUCGACCAAGAGAAACGAAUGCUGGUCAAAGUUUUGGGUAUUUGUUUGUCUCAUUCGAUGGAUGAUCAUGUGAUAGAUAAUAAGAUUGAUCUCAUUAUUGGGCUGGCCAAGACUGAAAAGCUGGAAAAGAAUGCCUCUCACGAAGAGUAUGAGACAUUGCUGCAGGAUUAUGCACAGUCCUUGGCAUAUGUUUCAGUUGAGCACGUUGAUAAGGUAAUGAAGAAACUGGUUACUCUAGUGAUAGAAGAUGGGAGCGUUAAAAAGUCUAGCAGCUUCUUUUCAAAUUUGCACUUUAUAAAGGACACCAGUAAGGAGACGGAAAAUUUCAAACUAAAGGUGUUAGUUUUACAGUCUUUGAACUAUAUUGUUGCGAAAGCUCCCCGGGAUAAAGUACUUCGACUGUUCGACGACAGCAUUGUCAACUACUUAACGACGCAGUUUGACAACAAAGAACUGUUUAUCAGGAAGCAUAUUUUAACUAUUUUUUUGAGCUUGGCCGAGAUCCUCGUACAAAAUCCGAACGCUCUACCGGAUGAUCAUAUGAACAACUUUAAAAACAAAAAUGAUCUUUUGAAAAUCUGUAUGAAUAUUACGUGCGAUUCCCAGAACGAAUAUCUUCCUUUGUUUCCGCUUAUUCUAAAACUGUCAACCUUGCUAAUCAAACUGAAUGCUGAAGAUGAAAACGUUGACGUUAACGGAUUGCUUAACACUGCCUGUUAUUACUUCUUUACCACUGCCCAAAACUUGAAGUCGAAAUUCGAAUCAGUCGAUGAAGAUAACCGCAAUAGCUAUUUGGCCAAAUAUCUAAACCAAUCACUUCCGGAGCUGAAUCAGUUUAUCCGAACCAUUUUGGAACAGCAGAACGGAUCACCAGCUUGCCUUGAUGACAUAAACUCGAUCCUCGAGAUUUGGUUGAAAGAUCGUAACAAUGAGGUCCGGAUCUGCGCUGGUCACGUGUACAAUAACACACUGGAUGUUUAUAUGCGUUCGAUGAAAAUCGGCUGCGAAGCACCGUCCAAAUUCAAUCAAACUGGUAGUCUGCUGGGUAAAAUUAUACCACGGUGCAUCGAUUCCAACGCAACCGUACGGCAGACGGCUAUUGAAGUGCUAAAGAAGAUUCUGGAAAUCGCCUGCAUCUAUGAAACGUUAACCAUCGCUGACAAUCGAAUCGAUUGGGUCAAAGAGUUAGACCUAAUCCGGGAUGAGAUUGUAACCGAUGAUGCAAAAGAUAUCUACCGAAUUGCCGGUCAGCUGGCGAACAUAAUUGCCCAACGGUUGUCCAGCUAUCAGUAUGUGCAGUUUAGCAAGUGCUUACUUUACAGUUUGAACGACCCGGAACAGAGUUCGGCUAUCGGCGCUUCCGUGGUGCUUAAAUUUUUCAUGCAGGUAAAAGGUUCAGAAAUGUUUCACGCUAUCCCGGAGCUGGUGAAGGAGUGCCUUCACGCCGUUAAAAUAUGCGAAGUACCCAAAGCCCGAUCCGGCGUACUAAAGUCAAUGCUGGCGCUUACCAAGCAUCAUCCAAAGCUUGUUUGUAAUGAAGUUCUUGGUCAGUCAUUGCCGUUUGAAGAAAACGUUAUCGAUUACUGGCGCACGAUCACAUUAGAUGCAGAGCUUACCGGCAUCAUCUUGGAUAACUUCACCGGAACCGUCACCACCUCCUGUCUCUACGAGCAGCAACAUCAGGACAAACCUAGAGACGACUCGCAAAAGGCGGUGACUUUACCCCCGUUUACCAUUAUCUGCGUGCUGAAUGAAAUGUUCAAAUGCAAUGAAAUCAAGUCAGAACUUAAGUCGCGUUUUACCGAAAUAUUCUGCAUGUUAUUGAGUACCGUGGCGACCUACAUAAAUCUCUUACCUCCGUGCAAUCACGCCUACUCCCAGGAAGGCACAAAUGUAGCUGUUCCAAAGAGUGUCAAACGUGGCAAGCCGUCUGCGACUAAAGAUUCCAAACUGAUUCCCUGCCAAAUUGCACUGGACACGUUUAAGACCUUUCUUGACACCCUUGAAAUGCAGCAAAUCUUCAACGUUUUGGAUGUUUGUCCCAACCUGGGAACCAGUACAGAUCUGAACAGUUUCAUCGAAAUUCUCACGCCACUUAGUAUAGCGACCGCCGGUCAAGUGGGAAUCAAUUCAACCACAAUGAAACAAAUCGUCACCACCCUUAGCAAAUACGUUAGCAGCCCCUACGACACCCAAAGAAUAGCAUCAACCGGUUUCUAUUCCCAUUUGGUUCCGCUCAAACCAUGCGGAGAUAUAUCCUCUGUGAUUAUGCUUCAUCUAAAUUCGUCGCUCAAUGAUCCAAAUCCACUUGUUCGAGGACUCAGUAUCCGAGGAAUGGCAUUUUUGUGCAGUCUAACCGAGCACGACAUCGAAAAAUACGCGGAGAUGUGCUUAACGGCCUUGCUCAAAGGAAUCGACGACUACAACAAAAACUGCUUCAUAAACAUUCCGCUGGAAAGCAUGCGCGGUCUCUCGAAAAUUCUUCAAACACUUCCACAGGACAAAUUCGAGAUGUUUCAGGUGUCGCUGGCAAUUCGCAUAAAACCAUUCUUCGAGAAUGUGUCGACCGAGUUGCGAGAAUCGGCUAUUUUGCUCUUUGGGGAUCUCUGUCGGCCAAAAAUGCCAGCUCCAACGGCAGGAGAAGACCAAGUGCCGCCGCCGAACGAAUCAGGUAGAUUGGAAAAUGGAUCGUCUACGUCCGAAUCGUUAAUCGAACAAAUGAAGGCAAAUCUAUGCUCGCUUCUGCUGCACUUGUGCGAGGAAAAUAAUUUGAUUGCGAGGGCUUGUAAAAUUACUCUAAAGCAUGUAUGUGCACUAUUAGGCACGACUAAGAUGAAUCAACUGGCGCAAAACCACCUGUUAGAGCACGGGCAGUUACAGUAUAACAACUUCAUAAAAGACUUUACUAAGUUGAUAGGAGAAGAACUUCCAGAGUCGAUUGGUGACUUUAUCGACGCUUGCCUUCCAUCGUUACGCAGCCAGUGGUCGGAGAUUCGAGGAAACGCAGCAGUUUUAAUUGGUCUACUUCACACGCAGAAUCAAUCCGUGCAGCACAUGGACCCUGUUGGCCAUAAAAUAUCCCUUCUGCUAAAGGAUGAAGAUUCUACGGUAAAGGUAAAAGCAGCAGAAGCUUUGGGUUAUAUUUACGGUGAAUAUUGAACACAACCUCGAAACUUUUUCUUGUAUUUAUGUUUAAUUAAUCAGGUUAAAGUGCUUAUUCAUUGGAGAGAUUUCCAUUCUGUGAGAAUGGAAUGAACGUUAAACGCAUAUUCGUGAUAACAGUCAUGUUUUAUUCAGAAGAAACAUUUAUCAAACAGAAGAAUACAAACAUUACCACUC